AUGGAUCCAGGAGAACAGGCUGAUGAAUUGAAAAGUUUAAACAUAGUGGAAACAAGACUGAUUUCACAAGUUUCAGCUUUCUUAUCAGUAUUUACUCUACCUGGUGGACAGUAUGGAACUAAAGGUCAAAUAAUCCAUUUACCUGAAAAUAUUCAAACAUUGCACAGUUCUUUACCAUUAGCAGUUUCUGAUUCAAACAUUGUGACUAUUCAUAUUCCUUACCAAACAGGAGAGGAAAAUCUACUUAAGUCAUUUCCAGUAAAUCUAAUGAAUGUUUAUAAUGCAUUACAUUGGCUGAAGAAUAAUAACAAGUUGUAUGAAAAUGUUCAGGUAGAUUACUCACAUUUACAUACUUUUCAACCUGAUGAUCAACAGAGUUCCAGCACUAACUGUCAUAAUCCCACGCGAACUCAAGCAGAUGAUACCAUUGAUGGUGAAAUUUCAUCGGAAAACAAUUUAAAUGUUGUUUGUGAAGAAUCCUGUCUGAUGCCAAGUGAUAUUUACCCUACUGAAAGUUCAAGGAGGGAAAUUUUGGAAUCCUUAAAUACACAGGUGAGAACAUUACCAAGGGCUACUGGAGUACCACUUAACAUUUAUAAAGAAUCUCAUGGUGAAGAGCUUGCUUUUGUGAAGUUGUAUCCAUAUGGAAAAAAUGGACUAAAUGAACCUGAACGAAAUGGUAAAAUACAACUACAAUUGUACCUUCAGACAAGAAUAUUGAAUGUGGAUCCACGAUGGAGACAAAAUCCAACUUAUUUAUUUUGGUGCUGCAAUAUGUUCCAAAAAUCACAACUGCAAAGUUUAACAAACAUUGCAACAAGAAUUACCAAGGCAUCAACUGCAACACAGAAUUGCGAGGUACGCCUUACUAUGUCAGAUAUAAGACAUGGGAAUUUCCAAAAUGGAAAUGAAUUGGAUAAUUUUUAUUCAUAUUUGAAACCUCUACGUGGAACAGCUGCAUACUGGAAAUCCAAUUUACAAGAUUUGUUGUGUAGAUUUCACUCACUAGGACCACCAACAUUUUUUUUAACCCUUUCAGCCAAUGAUUUGCACUGGCCAGAACUUUUACAGUUUUUGUCUGUCGAUUCUGAACAACAAAGUUCAAUGUCAUACCAAGAGAAGCAAGAACUACUCCGUAAAAAUCCAGUGUUUGCUGCAUUUUUCUUCCAUUACAGGUGGAAUUCAUUGCUAAGAAAUGUUAUUCUUGUGAAAAAUGGUCCUCUUGGAAAAGUGAGAGAUUAUUGGUCCAGAAUCGAGUUUCAAAAAAGAGGCUCCCCCCAUGUUCAUGCAUUACUCUGGAUUGAAAAUGCACCAGACCUGGACACUCACGCUGGUCAAAGAUCAGCAGCAUCAUUUAUAGACAAAUAUAUAAAAACUGUAAUCCCUCUUGCAGAAGAUGAUGAAGAGCUGAGAGACUUUGUACUGAAAUACCAAAUUCACAAACACACUCAAACAUGUCAGAAAAGAAAUACUUUGUGCCGUUUUCAUUUCCCAAAACCGGUGUCAGAGGAAACUCAUUUGAAAAUGAACAUGGAUCCAGCACAUGCCACAAAUUUCUAUGAAACCAAACGAUCAGAGAAUGAUAUAUGGGUUAAUGCAUACAAUCCUGAAAUUUUGAAAAUAUUUCAAUCAAACAUGGAUAUUCAAUUAAUUGGAUCUAAAUAUGGAGCAGCGGCAUAUAUAUGUGCAUACAUUAGUAAAGCUGAACCAAUGAAUCUGAAGGAGGAAAUUGCUAAGAAUUUAAAUGCCAUGUCAUCUGCUGAGACAAUAUCCAGAAAGCUUUUCAAACUUGGAAAUGUAUUGCUAACACACAGAGAAAUGAGUGCCCAAGAAGCUACCUAUAUUGUGUGUUCUAUUCCUCUUGUACAGUCAAGUUCCUCGGUUGUGUUUGUAAAUACACUUCCCUUUGAAAAACGCACGAAGUUGUUAAAAUCCCAUCAAGAACUUGAAAACUUAGAUGACACAUCAGAAGAAAUAUUCCUGCCAAACAUUACAGACUAUUACCAAAGUAGACCAUCAAUACCUUCAUUUAAUGAUAUGUGUCUUGCACAGUUUGUGACUGAAUACAUUGUAACUGCAGAGGAACCAAGACCAAAUUCAAACCAACGCACAAGAUACAAACUUCUAAAUCUUGACAGAUGGAUUUAUAAAAGAACAAAACCAGUCUGCCUAAAAACACCGAGCUCAAAGUUUCAACAAACUUUAGAAGAUAAAAGUUUCCAAACUCUUUUUUUAUAUCUUCCAUGGAGAAAAGAAAGUGAAUUGAUUUGCCCAUAUCUUUCCGCCACAGAGGCAUUGAAACAGAAACAUGGAUUGUUACAUUCAUCAUCUCUCCAUCUCCAGCAAUUCACAGAGGAUGUAAGGAGAUUAGUGCAACAGUUGCAAUUGUUGGACAAUUUGUAUGGUGUUACAUUUAAUGCUGCAGCUCCAAACACAACAAUGCACCAUGGUGAUCUGUGUGAAGAUCCAGCUAAUCAUUUUGUUUCAUUAAAUCCAUUACUGGCCAAUCAACUAGAACAGACAAACACUCCUGUGGAACAUGAUAAUGUUCCAGCUCUUCCAUAUCUAACUAUGACUGAUGACCAAUUCAAAACAUCACUUGAAUCUUUAGGUCAAGAUCAACAAGAAGUCUUGCAACUGCUACAUGAACAUUAUUCUAACCAAAUCGCAAACUCGGGAAUUGUUACAAACCCAUUGCAUCUCUUUAUAACAGGUGGUGCUGGAACGGGGAAGUCGUACCUAAUAAAACUUAUCAGAGAGUAUCUAAAUCGUUUAAGCAACAAAAAUGUCCCAGUUGUCAUGUUGCUGGCAUAUACUGGAUUAGCUGCUGCAAAUAUAUCUGGAUCAACAAUUCACAGUGCAUUAUCCAUUCCAGUGGACAAAAAUUUGGUGACAAAUUACUCUUGUCUGUCCUCUACCAAACUACAACAGCUGCGUGAUACCUACAAACAUAUUCACACAAUCAUUAUAGAUGAAGUUAGCAUGGUGAGUUCUCACUUAUUUACAGUCAUCCACAAACGCCUAACUGAGAUUAAGGACACCGCUGACGAUCAUCAAAAAACAUUUGGUGGAUUAAGUAUUCUGUGUGUUGGUGACAUGCUGCAGCUUAAGCCAGUUUGUGGAUCAUAUAUUUUUCAACAAACAUCUAUGAUUCCAUUCGAUUUGUGGAAGACUUUGUUUAAAGUCAAAUUCUUAACACAAAACUUCAGACAAUCCGAGGAUAGUAUUUAUGCAUCAUUGUUAAACAGAGCAAGAGUUGGCAUAAUAACUGAUGAAGAUAUAAAAUUACUCAAUGGCAGGCAAAAAGUAAAUCUCCAACAUGAAGAGUGGCAGAGUGCAGUCCAUUUGUAUCCCACCAGAAAACAGUGUGAAAAAUAUAAUGAGAACCAAUUACAAAAAAUUACUGAUUCUACCAAUCAUGUUUUUAAAAUUUCCAGUAAAGAUUUAUUUCAAGUAAAUGGUAAUACAGAUAAUUUGAGUAAUAAUGUUCCAUCACAUCUUCUUCCUAAGGAUGAUAGACAGUGUGGAGGUUUACCAACAGUCCUAAAUCUUGCUGUUGGCUCGCGAGUGAUGUUAAUAAGAAACAUUAUGUCAUCAGAGUACUUGGUAAAUGGGGCAACUGGAAUAGUAACUGCAUUCAAACUUAAAAACGUUGAACUACAACAACCAGGAAGUGAAAAUCCUUCAGAAAUAAUGGUGAAGUUUGAUGAUCCAAAAGUUGGAGCUAUUUUCCAAAGUUCUAUGGAACACCACUCAAUUGCUAUUUCAACAAUUUCCUCACAUUUUACUCUUAAAACUGGACAAAUAGUUCUUCGAACACAGUUUCCACUAAUUCCCUCUUGGGCAGUUACAAUACACAAAGCUCAAGGAAUGACUCUAGAACGUGUUGUAUUGGACAUUGGGAAAAAAAUAUUCCAACAGGGGAUGGCGUAUGUUGGCUUAUCGCGUGUUAAAAAAUUGUCAGGAUUGGCCUUGGUGAACUUCUCUCCUUCCUCAAUAACAGCACCAACCGAUGCUUUAAUUGAGAUGAAUAGACUUCAAAACUCUCGAAUUUAA
Messenger RNA from Saccostrea cuccullata (small rock oyster), 4056 nucleotides. RefSeq lists its product as uncharacterized. Lineage: Eukaryota; Metazoa; Mollusca; Bivalvia; Ostreida; Ostreidae. The transcript has a single exon. Gene Ontology annotation, molecular function: DNA helicase activity. Bases 1 to 4056 code for a protein of 1351 amino acids. The record is from RefSeq and is a predicted model, not a curated record. Gene Ontology annotation, biological process: DNA repair; telomere maintenance.